Messenger RNA from Ostertagia ostertagi, 741 nucleotides. NCBI's taxonomy places the organism in Eukaryota, Metazoa, Nematoda, Chromadorea, Rhabditida, Trichostrongylidae. The record is from the annotation of a GenBank genome assembly.
AUGGAGAAAGAUGCCCAUCUGGUGAAAGGGCCAAAUUCUACAUUGGAUUCAGGAAAAGCGGAUUUGUCUUCAAUGAACAGCAGCCUAGGAACAGUGCCUUCGUCACCGAUUCCCAAAGCUCCAACACGUUACCGUGAACGAAUACCGUCUCCAUGGAUGAACCAACCAAAAAAAGAGAAGGAAACCCGUACUACGCUUCAACGAGUCAAUUCGAAAUCUCUACCUCAAAUAACAAAAACUUUAUGCGAGUAUAGGGGUUGCGAAGCGUGUGAGGUCUGCAAACAAGGCACAAUCACGAGCCGGAUAUACUUCCCUACAACAGCGCUGAAUCCGCGCUCAACAGGAAGCCAACAAGAUGUUAAACCGAAAACGGAAGAAGACGAUUACGAUGAGAUCCUUUCACGAGACAACACCCGAGUUGUCAGACGACCAAUCCCCGCUGUGGCUUCGGCCACCGUACCGAGAUCAAGCAGAGCGGAUGCGCCCACGAAAGUCGUGGAUCAGAAGCGAUCAGCCGCUCCCAGUCCACCACCGAGAGGAAUACCUGCCAGAAAACAUCCUCCAAAACGGGAGUGCCUGGGUUACUCCCAGGUGUCUGUCGUGAGCGCUGAAAUGCCUUCUGAACCCAGUGAAUGUUCAAGUAGCGAUUCAGAUGCGUUGAGUUAUCAACUCGACCCACCUGUAGUGUUCAGAAGGUCCAUGGAUUCUGGUGUAGGCGAUGAAGAGGUAACACGAUUGUAA